Molecule: messenger RNA, 1908 nt
Organism: Zootoca vivipara (common lizard)
Lineage: Eukaryota; Metazoa; Chordata; Lepidosauria; Squamata; Lacertidae
Biological process (GO): regulation of cytokine production; regulation of immune system process; negative regulation of transcription by RNA polymerase II
Cellular component (GO): nucleoplasm
Molecular function (GO): DNA-binding transcription repressor activity, RNA polymerase II-specific; RNA polymerase II cis-regulatory region sequence-specific DNA binding
Source: RefSeq, a predicted model, not a curated record
UCUUCCUCCUCUGCUCAGGAACAUCCUGGCUCCGAGUCGGCCACGCCAACGCCGUCUGCAGCGCCGCUUUCUCCUCCGAGGGAGCCUGCAGGCGGGAGGCAGAGAGGCAGCCGCCCGGAGCGCUGCGCUUCGUCCUCCUCCUCCUCCUUCUCAGGGCCCGACCGGAGUGGGAACUGACGCGCCCCAGCCUUUGUCAAGCGCUCCCCGGGAUAGGCGGGAGGGGGGUGAUGCGAGGAGGCUCGUGCGGGAACCCGCAGAUCCCGGACACUGACUAGAAAAUGGAGGAGACCUUUCAGAAGGAAAGUCCUGAACAGGUGAAGCUGCAUAAGGCAGCAGCGGAAAUAUCCCCGUGGAGUCAUUCCCAAGUAGAUGAUGAUUCUGAAAAUCAACAGGGGCCAGAAACACAAGCGAACAAGUGCUCUGAAUCAGAAAGGCAGAAGAAGUGUGUCCCUUCCCAAGGAGACUCCAAGGAAGCAAGGAAGCUGCCUGUUCAACAAAGAAAGCGGAUGUCAAAGAAACAGCACCCGUGCCCAGACUGCGGGAAAGUCUUCAACAGGACCUCGGCCCUCAAUGCGCAUCAGAGAGUCCACACGGGUGAGAAGCCCUACAAGUGUGCCGAGUGCGGGAAGAGCUUCAGUAAGAGUUCGCACCUCAUUGCUCAUCAGAGAAUCCACACAGGCGAAAGGCCAUACACCUGUAUGACUUGUGGGAAGAGCUUCAACCACUCCUCACAUGUCAUUACCCACCAGAGAACCCACACAGGGGAGAAACUCUAUAAAUGCCUCGAGUGUGGGAAAAACUUCCGGUAUAGUUCUGAUCUCAUCAGGCACCAGAUCGAGCACGCGGGAGAAAAACCUUACCAGUGCUCCGACUGUGGGAAGUGCUUCAACCGGAGCUCAAACCUCCUUAUUCACCAGAGAAUACACACGGGCGAGAAACCCUACAAGUGCCUCGAGUGCGGGAGGAGCUUCAGCUACAGCUCCGUCCUCAUCAAGCACCAAAAAGUGCACACCUCCGAGAAGCCUUAUAAAUGUCCUGACUGUGGGGAAGGUUUUCACGUGAACGCAAGUCUCCUUACACACCGGAGAGUGCACACGGGAGAGAAGCACUACUCGUGCUCACAGUGUGGGAAGAGUUUCCGAUGGAUCUCGCACCUUGCCAGGCAUCAGAAGAUCCACACAGCAGCGAAACCUGUUUAAACGCUCGAAAUACUGGGAAAUCAUCCGUGUGUGCUCAGAUCUUAAGUUGGAGUAUACUUUUUUUUAGUGUAUUCUUCCAUAUGCCUCUCCAUUACUAUUCCAUUUUACAAUGUAAGCCACUUGGGGGAAGGAAUCUUUCCAUAUUAUUCUUUUGUAUUUAUUUGUUUGUUUGUUUGUGUACACAACACACACAUAUGAAUAUAUCACUGUAUCAGUACUAAAACACUUAAAUCCAGGGGUCAGCAACCUUUUUCAGCCGUGGACCGGUCCACCAACCCUCAGACCAUUUUGAAAAAAAAUAAAUUGAACAAAUUCCUAUGCCCCACAAAUAACCCAGAGAUGCAUUUUAAAUAAAAGCACACAUUCUACUCAUGUAAAAACACGCUGAUUCCUGGACCGUCCGCGGGCCGGAUUGAGAAGGCGAUUGGGCUGCAUCCAGCCCACGGGCCUUAGGUUGCCUACCCCUGCUUAAAUCCAACAGCUGACUUUUGAUGGCUCAAGAUAAGCUGGGGUGAACCGUAUUUGUAUGUAUGUAUGUAUUUAUUUGAAAAAAUUGUUUGCAUUUUAUAUUUGUUACCUUCCUGAGCCGAAGAGAUUGACUCAAAUAAAUACUGUAGGUGCUACCUCCUCCUCCUCCUUCUCUGUGUCGUCAUCCUGGUGCCUUUCUGCUUAACAAAUAAGAACUGCAAGGUAAGGGAAAUAGGAUGCA